Molecule: messenger RNA, 2613 nt
Organism: Leopardus geoffroyi (Geoffroy's cat)
Lineage: Eukaryota; Metazoa; Chordata; Mammalia; Carnivora; Felidae
Gene: WDR20
Product: WD repeat domain 20
Exons: 4
Coding region: 56-1801 (581 amino acids)
Molecular function (GO): protein binding
Source: RefSeq, a predicted model, not a curated record
CUGCGCGGUGGGCGUGAUCCGGGCACUUAGGGCAGGAUGAACGCUGCUUUCCAAGAUGGCGACGGAGGGAGGAGGGAAGGAGAUGAACGAGAUUAAGACCCAAUUCACCACUCGGGAAGGUCUGUACAAGCUGCUGCCGCACUCGGAGUACAGCCGGCCCAACCGGGUGCCCUUCAACUCGCAGGGAUCCAACCCCGUCCGCGUCUCCUUCGUAAACCUCAACGACCAGUCUGGCAACGGCGACCGCCUCUGCUUCAAUGUGGGCCGGGAGCUCUACUUCUAUAUCUACAAGGGGGUCCGCAAGGCUGCUGACUUGAGUAAACCAAUAGAUAAAAGGAUAUACAAAGGAACACAGCCUACUUGUCAUGACUUCAACCACCUAACAGCCACAGCAGAAAGUGUCUCUCUCCUAGUGGGCUUUUCCGCAGGCCAAGUCCAGCUUAUAGAUCCAAUCAAAAAAGAAACUAGCAAACUAUUUAAUGAGGAAAGACUAAUAGACAAGUCACGCGUAACCUGUGUCAAAUGGGUUCCCGGUUCGGAAAGCCUUUUCCUAGUAGCCCACGCCAGUGGGAACAUGUACUUGUAUAAUGUGGAGCACACUUGUGGUACCACAGCCCCCCACUACCAGCUUCUGAAGCAGGGCGAGAGCUUUGCCGUGCACACUUGCAAGAGCAAAUCCACGAGGAACCCUCUCCUUAAGUGGACGGUGGGCGAGGGGGCCCUCAACGAGUUUGCUUUCUCCCCAGACGGCAAGUUCUUGGCGUGUGUGAGCCAGGACGGGUUCCUGCGGGUGUUCAACUUCGACUCGGUGGAGUUGCACGGCACGAUGAAGAGCUACUUCGGGGGCCUGCUGUGUGUGUGCUGGAGCCCGGACGGCAAGUACAUCGUGACGGGGGGCGAGGACGACCUGGUGACGGUCUGGUCUUUCGUAGACUGCCGAGUGAUAGCUAGAGGCCACGGGCACAAAUCCUGGGUCAGUGUUGUGGCGUUUGACCCCUAUACCACUAGCGUGGAAGAGAGCGACCCCAUGGAGUUUAGUGGCAGCGACGAGGACUUCCAGGACCUCCUCCAUUUCGGCAGAGAUCGAGCCAAUAGCACGCAGUCCAGGCUGUCGAAACGGAACUCGGCCGAGAGCCGCCCCGUCAGCGUCACGUACCGGUUCGGCUCCGUGGGCCAGGACACACAGCUCUGCCUCUGGGACCUCACGGAAGACAUCCUUUUCCCCCACCAGCCGCUCUCGAGAGCAAGGACACACACAAAUGUCAUGAACGCCACGAGCCCUCCCGCCGGCAGCACUGGGAACAGCGUCACGACGCCCGGCAACUCCGCGCCCCCGCCCCUGCCCCGCUCCAACAGCCUCCCGCAUUCCACCGUCUCCAGCGCCGGCAGCAAGAGCAGCGUGGCCGACGGGGCCAUCGCUUCCGGGGUCAGCAAAUUCGCGACACUCUCCCUGCACGACCGGAAGGACAGGCACCACGAGAAAGACCACAAGCGAAACCAUAGCAUGGGACACAUUUCCAGCAAGAGCAGCGACAAACUGAACCUGGUUACUAAAACCAAAACGGACCCCGCUAAAACCCUGGGGACGCCCCUGUGUCCUCGGAUGGAAGACGUUCCCUUGUUAGAGCCGCUCAUCUGUAAAAAGAUAGCACACGAAAGACUGACUGUGUUAAUUUUUCUUGAAGACUGUCUAGUCACUGCUUGUCAGGAGGGAUUUAUUUGCACAUGGGGAAGGCCUGGUAAAGUGGGCUUAUUGUCAUCCCAAAACCAGGCCAGCUCUCCAGGUGGAACUGUAGUAUAGUGACCCACGCGGUCCUGAGGGAGCGACGGACAGAGGCAGAAGCCCCGGGCACGGACACUCGCAGAGGCAGCUGUCACCCGGAGUCGUGGGAAGACCCUCGGGGUCCGCUUGAAACCGCCUUCUCUGCCACUCACCCAAAGAAGCCAUUGCCAUUUUUAAAUCGUUCUUGUGGGGCUGCAGUAAAAAAUAAGAAAUGGGAUUUUCAUUUUCUUGCUUUUUACUCGAAAGUUCAAUGUAAUUAAAAUCUCAUAUAUAUAUGUGUGUGUGUGUGUGUAUAUAUCCAUACAUAUAUAUAUAUAUAUAUAUAUAUAUAUAUAUAUAUAGUAUAUACAUACAUACAUAGUGUAAAAUGUUUCUUGGACAAGAAAUCCCCUUAAAUUCAACUCUUAUAAAUAGCACUUCACUCUGGUUUUGCACUGAUGUCUUUAUACUUAGGUGGUCAGAAGGCAACCCGGAGGGCACUCGUGAAAGUUGUCACCUUCUGACGGGAAUGUGCCAUUCAGGACGGUGGAUGCUGCGAUCUGAGAUCUUCACGAGUCGUUUGCACUUAAAAUAGUUCACUGCUGUUAGGAAAUGACUUUAAAUAUGGGUCUCACGGACUCACGGCCCUCCAGUGUGUAUAGAUGCUUUUUAAUCUUAACAUUUAUUUUAAUACUGUUGUUUCCAGUGUAGUCUGGCUCUGUAUUAUAUGUACAAAUAAUGGAAUUCUGCUUCUGGGGGACGUGGUUACUUCAGUAAUUUUCAUCAAUCUAAGAGUGAUAUUUCUAAUUCAUGAAAAAAAUAUUAAUAUUAAAACUAUCUUGAAUAUACCA